CACGGUUCUCAUGUGGUAGUUAAGUUCCGCAGCGCCGCUCAGCGCUUCAUUAUUUCCAGACUGUCGACGUGUGAGACGUAUCCGCUCAGAGACAUGGCUGAAACCGCUCCAGCUGCCGCCGCUCCUCCGGCUAAAGCUCCCAAGAAGAAGUCGGCGUCUAAACCCAAGAAAACGGGCCCGAACGUCAGGGACCUCAUCGUCAAGACCGUGACCGCCUCCAAGGAGAGAAGCGGCGUGUCCCUCGCCGCCCUGAAGAAGGCUCUUUCUGCGGGUGGUUACGAUGUGGAGAAGAACAACUCCCGCGUCAAGAUCGCCGUCAAGAGUUUAGUAGCCAAUGGCACCCUGGUCCAGACCAAAGGCACUGGCGCUUCUGGUUCCUUCAAGCUCAACAAGAAGCAAGUUGAAACCAAGAAGAAACCCGCUAAGAAAACCCCCGCGAAAGCAAAGAAGCCUGCUGCCAAGAAACCCGCCGUCAAGAAAUCCCCCAAGAAGGUGAAGAAACCGGCAGCCACCGCAGCAAAGAAGGCGACAAAGAGCCCCAAGAAGGCCAAGAAGCCUGCAGCUGCUAAGAAACCAGCCAAGAGCCCCAAAAAGGCGAAGCCAGCAGCCGCUAAGAAAGCAGCCAAGAGCCCCAAGAAGGUCAAGGCAGCCAAACCUAAAACGGCGAAGCCUAAAGCAGCCAAACCCAAAACGGCGAAGCCUAAGGCAGCCAAGCCUAAAAAGGCGGCACCCAAAAAGAAAUAAAUGUCACUCUUUGUGUAUGUUUCUUCCCAAAA
Messenger RNA from Labeo rohita (rohu), 776 nucleotides. Its product is annotated as histone H1-like. The transcript has a single exon. Gene Ontology annotation, cellular component: nucleosome. The coding region runs from base 94 to 744 and encodes 216 amino acids. The record is from RefSeq and is a predicted model, not a curated record. Lineage: Eukaryota; Metazoa; Chordata; Actinopteri; Cypriniformes; Cyprinidae. Gene Ontology annotation, molecular function: DNA binding; structural constituent of chromatin. Gene Ontology annotation, biological process: nucleosome assembly.